CUCACAGUUUUCGUUAUCUUUCUCAUUUUCUCUCCUUGUCUUCUUCAUCAUAUCUCUCUUACUUACCACUGUCUUUCACUCACUUAAGACUAUAUCCUGACUCUUAUUCAUCCUCUCUCUCUUCUUCAGAUCUAACUACCUUAAGCUAUUUUUUUAAAAGAAAAUCAAAAAAAUAAAAAAAACCUCAAACUCUUGUGAAAAACCCUAAACAUCUUCAACCACCAUCUGGGUUCAAGUUAGGCUUGUCAAUGGCAGUAACGGAUGUAGAAUAUCCUGUUUUAGGAGAAACCUCUUGUGCGUCUUUGCUCGAACAAUUACAGCGAAUAUGGGACGAAGUUGGUGAAAGUGAUGAGGACAGGGACAAAAUGCUUCUUCAGAUAGAGCAGGAAUGUUUAGAUGUUUACAAAAGGAAGGUUGAUUUGGCAGUUAAAUCCCGAGCUCAACUUCUCCAAACCUUGGCCGAUGCUAAUGUCGAACUUUCCACACUCCUAUCUGCUCUCGGAGAAAAACAUGUCGUUGGAAUGUUGUACAUACACAUUGCUUUUGGACAGCCGGAGAAAACUUCUGGAACGAUUAAAGAACAAUUAGCGGCCAUUGCACCAACGUUGGAGAAGUUAUGUAAUCAAAAGGAGCAGAGGCUGAAAGACUUCUCGGAUGUUCAGACACAGAUUCAGGAAAUCUGUGGAGAAAUUGCCGGGAAGUUGAACCUAAACGAUGAAGUACCUGUCGUUGAUGAGUCUGAUUUAUCCCUAAAGAAGUUAGAGGAAUAUAAUGCUCAGCUUCAGGAACUUCAGAAAGAAAAGAGUGAAAGGUUACACAAGGUGUUGGAAUUUGUGAGCACUGUGCAUGAUCUUUGUUCUGUGCUUGGUAUGGACUUCUACAGUACUGUGACGGAAGUUCACCCGAGCUUGAAUGACUCGAGCAGUGUGCAAUCAAAGAGCAUUAGCAACGAGACAUUAUCAAAGCUUGCUGAGACAGUUGUCGCUCUAAAAGAGGACAAGAAACAGAGGCUUCAAAAGCUUCAAGAGUUAGCUAAUCAGUUGAUUGAUCUUUGGAAUCUGAUGGAUACUCCUGAUGAUGAGCGAGAAUUGUUUGAUCAUGUUACUUGCAACAUAUCAGCCUCAGUGGAUGAAGUUACUAUUCCCGGUGCUCUUGCUCUGGACUUGAUUGAGCAGGCUGAGGUUGAGGUCGAAAGGCUUGAUCAGCUGAAAUUUAGCCGGAUGAAGGAAAUCGCCUUCAAGAAGCAGGGUGAACUUGAAGAGAUAUACACUCGUGCACAUAUAGAAAUCGAUACAGAGGCUGCUAGGGAAAAGAUUUUAGCAAUUAUUGAUGCUGGGAAUGUGGAGCCCUCCGAGUUGAUUGCUGACAUGGAAAGCCAGAUCUCGAAGGCCAAAGAAGAGGCUCUUAGCCGAAAAGAAAUACUGGACCGGGUAGAAAAAUGGAUGUCAGCCUGUGAAGAAGAAAGUUGGCUCGAAGAUUAUAAUCGGGAUGACAACAGAUAUAAUGCUAGCAGAGGCGCUCACUUAAAUCUUAAGCGGGCAGAGAAAGCCCGAAUUCUGGUGAACAAAAUUCCAGCCAUGGUUGAUACACUAGUUGCCAAGACUCGUGCAUGGGAAGAGGAUCGGGGCCUAACUUUCACUUAUGAUGGAGUCCCCCUGCUUGCUAUGCUGGAUGAAUAUGCCAUGCUCCGGCAUGAACGAGAGGAAGAAAAACGGAGGUUGAGGGACCACAAGAAGUAUCAAGACCAGAUGCCCACCGAUCAUGAAACUGCUUUUAGCUCAAGGCCAAGCCCUGUCAGACCCAAUAGUGCAAACAAGAAAGGACCGCGCGUAAAUGGGAGCUCUAACGGGACUCCAAGCCGUCGACUAUCGUUAAACUCUCAUCAAAAUGGAAAUCGGUCAUCUAAAGAGGGUAAACUCAGGCCAUCGGCCCCAGUGAACUACGUUGCCAUAUCGAAAGACGAUGCUUCCUCCCAUAUCUCUACCUCAGACACCAUCCCUGCUACACCAUAAUAGUAGUUUAAACUAGAAGAGAUAAAUCUGUAGGACUUUUAUUGUCAGUGUAUUUUAGUUUGGUUUAGGAUGGUAAAGUAAUUAUGAACACAGUAAGGUGUAAUGAGAGAGUAUUUAGUAUGUAUGUGUUAUAUUGUCAUCAAAAAUCUUACUAAUCCAUGUUCUAUUUUACUC
Amaranthus tricolor (Joseph's coat) is the source of this 2186-nucleotide messenger RNA. RefSeq names its product 65-kDa microtubule-associated protein 1. Gene Ontology annotation, biological process: cytokinesis by cell plate formation; microtubule cytoskeleton organization. The transcript has 10 exons. The coding region runs from base 249 to 2012 and encodes 587 amino acids. NCBI's taxonomy places the organism in Eukaryota, Viridiplantae, Streptophyta, Magnoliopsida, Caryophyllales, Amaranthaceae. The record is from RefSeq and is a predicted model, not a curated record. Gene Ontology annotation, molecular function: microtubule binding. Gene Ontology annotation, cellular component: spindle; cytoplasm.